CUCUCCGUCAUGAAACAAACCUCUAUAUCUAUUGCAGUACCUUUAUAUGACAUUUCUCCUUUUGGCCAUCCCAUGAUAAACCAUCAAUAUUAGCGUGCAAUAUUUGAUCACUGUCCUGCCUCCCCAAACGGGCCAAUGGGUUCUCUCCCCUCACUGCCGAGACCGGCAACACCGCCACCAUUGACAGGAUUGGACGUCUCCAGCUACAGGGUUUAUGCCUCGUUCUGCAUGAGGGAGCCAACAUCGGAUGCCAGCAUCUCUAACUGGAUAGAAUGCUAUGAUCCAUGUGGCAACACAUGGACUCAAGUCACCUCGAUUCCUGGCAUAAUCGAUCAACACGUCCUGAAGGGCUUCGCCAUGGUCUCAGUUGGGGAUUGGCUUUAUGUAAUUGGCGGGCAGCUGUGCCGGAAGGAGAUGGCUCAUGUCUCUGACGAACUAGCUGACUUGGUUGAUGUCAAGGGAGAAGUACUAUCAUCUGUCUGGUGUUACAAUGUCCGGACGGACCACUGGUCGAAAUGCGCAGCACUGAGGAUGCCACGGUCCGACUUCGCGUGUACAGUUUGUGACGGUAAGAUCUAUGUUGCUGGGGGCCAGUCCCCUCAAUGUAGUGCCAGGGGAAUUUCCAGCACGGAGGUGUACGAUCCCGCCCUGGAUGAAUGGACCUCUCUACCUAACAUGAACACAGUUAGGUACAAAUGUGUGGGGGUCACUUGGCAGGGAAAAAUUCACGUGGUCGGGGGAUUCGCGGAGAGGCUGGACUCCGACAGAGCAUUACCUUUCAUGGUGGAGCGGAGCUCGGCGGAGGUGUACGACCCAAGGACCGGGAGAUGGGAACUGAUGGCAAAGAUGUGGCAGUUAGACGUGCCACCAAACCAAAUUGUCCCGGUGGAAGGGAGGUUGUUCAGCUCUGGUGAUUGCCUCAAGGCGUGGAAGGGACAUAUCGAGGCCUACGACGAUAAGCUGAACAUAUGGAACGUAGUGCGAGGGUCCCAUCUAAGGACUCUGUCGCUCCCAAUAGCCAGCACAUCCAAUGGUCAUGACAGUGAGAAUUCACCACAAGUCCAACAACUAUACCUAACUAUGGCGCAUAUUAGGACUCAUUUGUAUUUCUUGGCGGGUUACCGGACCCAAGAAUCUCCCAAAACAGUUUCAAUGGUUCACGUGUUCGACACAUCAGCAACCAGCAACGGGUGGAAGAGUUUUGAGCCGAUAUUAGAGGACGUCGAGAAGGAGUUAUGCAGUCAUUGUUGUGUGGUUCAACUCUUGUGA
Messenger RNA from Punica granatum (pomegranate), 1269 nucleotides. The record is from RefSeq and is a predicted model, not a curated record. NCBI's taxonomy places the organism in Eukaryota, Viridiplantae, Streptophyta, Magnoliopsida, Myrtales, Lythraceae.